AGGGAGAGAUGGGGCCUGGCCUGGGAAUUUUCAGUUCGCUUCCCAUUCUUCCUAUGUAGACAGACACAACAUGGCGGACUAGAAUAGUCGGCCGACGCGCCCGGAUACAGCGGAUAAACUGUGGGAUUUACCGCCCAGGGAGGCAAACGAGGGGGACAAAAUAGCCAUCUUGCGAGCCAUUUUAACUGGAGAGUCGCUGCUUCGGGAGGGUUAUCUUCCCGUCAGGACGGAGGGGUUAAACGGAGAGCGAAGUGUUGUCUGUGUGUCCCAGGUCGCGCUUCCCUCCUCCUAAAUCAACCAAAUUCCCCCCCAUCCCGCUCACAGUUCCAGGGGUGUGGAGGCAGAAAAACGUGGAAGAGAAGGAGCCGGGGGCAGGAAGGAAAAAACUCUUUCUGGGUUCAACUUGUGUCUUUUUGUGGGGGUCUCCCAGGGCGCCUCGGGGGUUGCGAGCCAGACUGUGCGAAUGAAGGAUUGAUGAGAAAUUCGCUUGUUCAGGGCAGAAUGGGUUUGUGUCCCCUGCUCCUGCUGCUUGGUGUAGCUGUCUGGACAUCAGCUCAGGAUCCAGCUCCCAUCACAGGUCCUCCAAGUGUCACUGUCAAAUCCACAGACCCUCCUGUCGCUCCAUCCAUCAAUAUCACAGUCUCCCCAAAAUUAACCUCACCAGGUCCACCCACUACACUCCCCUCUACAGUUGGCCCGCCAACUACAGUAGUAACCACAGCAAUCGUCCCCACAGCCCAGAGUCUGCAUAACGCAACAACACCAAAUGGAGAUGUUGCAAAGCGGAUCUUACAGAUUUCUAAACCAACCUCUACAGAUCCUAACAAAGCUUCUCCAGCAACUCCAACCAUCCCGCCUUACACUCCACCCAUUACUGAGGUUAAUAAUGGGACAGAAGUUACAACUGACGACCACUCAUUUGAAGAUGGAGUAACAACAGAAACAGGGACCAGCACAAAAGUAAAUGUUCAAGCUUCACACAGCCCCCCAGAAGAUGAGUCUGGUGACAUGCCGAUCAUCGCAGUGAUGGUGGCCCUGUCCUCCCUGUUGGUCAUCAUCUUCAUCAUCAUCAUCCUCUACAUGCUCAGAUUCAAGAAAUACAAGCAGGAUGGAAGCCAUUUGAAUUCUUUUCGAUUGAGCAAUGGCAGAUCAGAUGAAACAGAAUUCCAGAGUGUGCCUCUAUUGGCUCGUUCUCCCAGCACAAACAGGAAGUACCCACCCAUUCCAGUAGACAAACUGGAGGAAGAAAUGAACCGUCGCAUGGCGGAUGACAACAAGCUCUUCAGAGAGGAGUUUAAUGCUCUGCCAAACUGUCCCAUCCAGGCAACGUGUGACGCUGCCUCCAAAGAAGAGAAUAAAGAAAAGAACAGAUAUGUGAACAUCCUUCCAUAUGAUCACUCCAGAGUUCAUCUCUUAUCUCUGGAAGGAGUUCCUGAUUCGGACUUCAUCAACGCUUCUUUUAUAAAUGGUUACCAAGAGAAGAAUAAGUUUAUUGCAGCUCAAGGGCCCAAGGAGGAGACGGUAAAUGACUUCUGGAGAAUGAUCUGGGAGCAGAACACAGCCACCAUUGUCAUGGUGACCAAUCUGAAGGAGAGAAAAGAGUGCAAGUGUGCGCAGUACUGGCCGGACCAGGGCUGUUGGACAUACGGGAACAUUCGUGUGUCUGUGGAGGACACGGUGGUUCUGGUGGACUACACGGUCCGCAAGUUCUGCAUCCAACAGGUGGGGGAUGUAUCUGGUAAGAAGCCUCAGAGGUUGCUGACUCAGUUCCACUUUACCAGCUGGCCCGACUUUGGGGUUCCCUUCACUCCCAUUGGCAUGCUCAAGUUCCUCAAGAAGGUGAAGAACUGCAACCCUCACUAUGCUGGAGCCAUCGUCGUUCACUGCAGUGCGGGCGUGGGAAGGACAGGUACCUUUAUAGUGAUUGACGCCAUGUUGGACAUGAUGAACGCGGAGAGGAAGGUGGACGUGUUUGGGUUUGUUACAAGAAUAAGAGCCCAGCGCUGUCAGAUGGUGCAGACUGACAUGCAGUAUGUGUUCAUCUUCCAAGCCUUGUUAGAACAUUACUUGUACGGAGACACAGAGCUGGAAGUGACUUCACUGGAGUCGCACUUAGCUAAGCUCUAUGCCCCCUCACCUGGAGCAGGCUGCAGCGGUCUGGAGGCUGAAUUCAAGAAACUGACAUCUAUCAAGAUUCAAAAUGAUAAAAUGAGAACGGGCAACCUGCCGGUCAACAUGAAGAAGAACAGAGUCCUGCAGAUCAUUCCAUACGAGUUCAACAGAGUGAUCAUUCCAGUCAAAAGAGGAGAGGAGAACACGGACUACGUCAAUGCCUCCUUCAUUGAUGGUUAUCGUCAGAAAGAUGCCUACAUCGCGAGUCAGGGGCCUCUGCAGCACACGAUGGAGGAUUUUUGGAGGAUGAUCUGGGAGUGGAGAAGCUGCUCUAUAGUCAUGCUGACUGAGCUUGAAGAGAGAGGACAGGAGAAAUGUGCUCAGUAUUGGCCCGGUGAUGGAGCGGUGGUGUAUGGAGACCUCUCCAUCGAGCUUAAAAGGGAGGAGGAGAAUGAAAGUUACACAGUGCGUGACCUCCUGGUCACCAACAACCGGGAGAACAAGACUCGAUCUGUGCGUCAGUUCCAUUUCCACGGUUGGCCAGAAGUGGGAAUCCCUGCCGAUGGGAAAGGCAUGAUCAACAUAAUUGCUGCAGUGCAGAAGCAGCAGCAACAAUCUGGCAACCAUCCCAUCACUGUGCACUGCAGUGCUGGCGCUGGCCGGACUGGCACUUUCUGUGCGCUGAGUACAGUUCUGGAGAGGGUGAAGGCCGAAGGCAUCCUGGAUGUCUUCCAGACCGUGAAGAGCCUCAGACUGCAGAGACCCCACAUGGUGCAGACACUGGAGCAGUACGAGUUCUGCUACAAAGUGGUCCAGGAGUAUAUUGACGCGUUUUCUGAUUACGCUAACUUCAAGUAGGGACCUGCCGCGAGUGGAUGGAUGGAUGGAUAUCUGCAUACACCUAUUACAAGCAUAAGCACGAACUCAUCCAUACAUCGUCAUGAAGAAAGCUUCAUAUUCACUAACUGGUGGACGGUUUCAGAAGUCACUGCUUGAUGUGUGGACGUGACGGACUGCCCACAGGAAAAGGGAUGUGAGGCGACCGCCUGAGGAGGCGGGGCAGUGCUGUGGGAUACGGUGGUUAUCUGAGAUGCCUUCUUGAAUAUUUUGUACUUAUGUUAAUACAACCCGUCACCCUUAUUUACUUCACACCUUCACUCCCAAUAUGUGUAUAUAAUUACUGUGUUACAUUUUCAAUACUUGGGUUUUAGAUGCAGUUUUGAGUUUGGCUGUGUUUUUAAGCUGCACCUGUAAAGGUUUAGGUGGCUAAUGUGCAACGUUAGAGUCGAGGGGAUCUUUGGAUUGUUUUUUAAAGGAACAGAGACUAUUUUUGACUUUGCCUGAGCCUUGCUGUAGCAGCGUGUUUGUGUGGUAGCAGACGUUUCUACAUUAACUCCACAAACCCUCAAAGCCAUUAUUUUUCCCCCAAACAAAAACAGGUUUCCAGUUUCUGACGUGCAAAGACCUUUUUUCUUUUCUUUUUUUUUUUUUUCUUUUGAGGUUGGCGGUGGGAGUUUCAGACGUGGCGUACAGCCUCAGGAUUUCACACGCACUAAAAUCAGGAGCCGUUUAGCUGUUUUGGAACUGGCGUGUAAGCUGGCAGAGAAGACAACACAAUCUGCAGUCCACCGUGUGCCAAAGUCCUUCACCCAUUUAGCUCCCGUCGCUGUUAAAAUAAGCUUCAACAAUCAUAGAUCAGUUACUUUACUGGAUGAUAAAUAGGGUUUUGGUUAAUUGUAAUAUACAUCAAUGCUGAUUGAGAUUCUUUUUACAGUAUUAGCUGUUGUGUUAAUGAGCCACAAUCCCAACUCUGUACUGUGUCAUAGAUUUCAGCAAACACUCGGCAUGUUCAAUGUUUACAGACAGACAGCUGUGUCGUUUGGGCUGUAAGAAGCACUUCCUCUCUCUGUGGGUUUCCUUUACAUUUGCUGGGAAAUGGACGUCUUCUGUGGGGUUUUUUAAGCAUCUUGUCACUCCUUCAAAUAGAUUCAUCUUUAUUUACUAACAGAGGAUAGUAAGGAUCAUUCUUUUCAUUUUUUUUUAAAUUCAAGUACUGUUACUGACAUUUUUUCCUUAACGGAGGUCAUUCCACGAUUCCUAAGCGUUUCUUUCUCUUUUGCGCGUCCUGUGAGGGUGCUCGUGCGAAGGCGGUCCAGCAGAGGUCACUGUUUAGGCCACGACCUUUGUGAUUUGAAAUGGAACCGUUAGGUCAGCCCUAAUUCCAGCUGAGUCAACAGAGGAAAUGACAGAGGCUAGCAGUGUUUAACUUAAUCAAACUGCUUCACCCCGAGAGACCAGGUCCAGCUCAUGCUACGGCAAAGGAUCUCAGAUCAAAAAGAAAAACAGACUUCCUGUUGGAAUUUUCAUGCUAUGUCAAUCGUUUCUUAUAAUGUACACCUAAACUUCAAACAACCUCACUUAUGUGCACAAUCUAAAUAAUAUUAACACCUUUUUUUUUUUUUUUUAA
Messenger RNA from Oryzias melastigma (Indian medaka), 4579 nucleotides. It is a transcript of the gene ptpra, whose product is annotated as protein tyrosine phosphatase receptor type A. Gene Ontology annotation, molecular function: protein tyrosine phosphatase activity. Lineage: Eukaryota; Metazoa; Chordata; Actinopteri; Beloniformes; Adrianichthyidae. The transcript is spliced from 22 exons. The record is from RefSeq and is a predicted model, not a curated record. Gene Ontology annotation, biological process: protein dephosphorylation. Bases 475 to 2970 code for a protein of 831 amino acids.